UCAACUAAAUUCAGCCAUGUCAUACAUUAUGCACUCAUUUCAAUGGCUUUCUCUGUUCUUUCUAAGUAUCUCAUCUAGUGUUUCUGCUUUCCAUCAUAUUCCAAGGUUAGGAACUUUGCGGAGAACCAAGGAACUCGAACCCCAAACCAGGUCUACCUUGCAAUUGCAUGAAGACCUCAAAACAUUUUAUUACACCCAAAGACUUGAUCACUUCAACUACAGGCCUGAUAGCUACACCACUUUCCAACAAAGAUAUAUGAUAAAUUUCAAGUACUGGGGUGGAGCUAAAUUAAAUGCACCAAUUUUUGCAUACCUUGGAGCAGAAGAACCAGUGGAUCAGGAUAUAUACUAUGUUGGUUUUCUCAGAGAUAACGCUCCUCAGUUCAAUGCUCUUAUUGUAUAUAUUGAGCAUAGAUACUAUGGGAAAUCAAUACCAUUUGGGUCAAGGGAAGAAGCUAUGAGAAAUGCGAGUACUCGUGGCUACUUCAAUUCAGCACAAGCAAUAGCUGACUAUGCUUCUGUGCUUUUGCACAUCAAGAAAAGUUUGUCAGCUCAGAAUUCUCCCAUUAUUGUUAUUGGAGGUUCUUAUGGUGGAAUGCUUGCAUCAUGGUUCCGCCUAAAGUAUCCCCACAUUGCUCUUGGUGCUCUUGCUUCAUCAGCACCAAUUCUUUACUUCAAUGGUGUUGCCCCACAAGCCGGAUAUUAUUAUAUUGUAACCAAGGACUUCAAAGAAACUAGUGAGAGUUGUUACCAAACUAUACGUAAAUCAUGGUCUGAAAUUGACAGAGUUGCUAAGAAGCCUAAUGGUCUUUCAAUUCUCAGCAAGAGAUUUAAAACUUGCAACAAAUUGAGCAAAAGUUUUGAGCUCAAGGACUACUUAGACUCAUUAUACACUGAAGCGGCUCAGUACAAUCACCCUCCUGCGUACCCAGUUAAGGUCAUAUGUGAAGCUAUUGAUGCAGAAGCUAAGAAAACAGAUAUUAUAGGCCAAAUAUUUAAAGGUGUUGUAGCUUAUAUGCAACAUCGAUCAUGCUAUGACAUGAAUGCAUUCAAUCAUCCAACUGAAACUAACCUGGGAUGGAGAUGGCAGACAUGCAGCGAGAUUGUUAUGCCAAUAGGUCAUGAUAGGAACGAUUCAAUGUUCCCACCAUCACCUUUCAAUAUGAAGACUUUUGUUAAUGAGUGUAAGAGCUUAUAUGGCGUCCUUCCUCAGCCUCAUUGGGUGACCACAUAUUAUGGGGGUCCUGAUUUGAAACUGAUUCUCCAUAGGUUUGCUAGCAACAUCAUAUUCUCCAAUGGAUUGAGAGAUCCGUACAGCUCUGGCGGGUAA
Molecule: messenger RNA, 1330 nt
Organism: Gastrolobium bilobum
Lineage: Eukaryota; Viridiplantae; Streptophyta; Magnoliopsida; Fabales; Fabaceae
Exons: 7
Coding region: 17-1330 (437 amino acids)
Biological process (GO): proteolysis
Molecular function (GO): dipeptidyl-peptidase activity; serine-type exopeptidase activity
Source: RefSeq, a predicted model, not a curated record